Scaptodrosophila lebanonensis is the source of this 2046-nucleotide messenger RNA. RefSeq names its product N-acetylgalactosaminyltransferase 6-like. NCBI's taxonomy places the organism in Eukaryota, Metazoa, Arthropoda, Insecta, Diptera, Drosophilidae. The coding region runs from base 45 to 1868 and encodes 607 amino acids. Gene Ontology annotation, cellular component: Golgi apparatus. The transcript is spliced from 4 exons. The record is from RefSeq and is a predicted model, not a curated record.
AAUGGUUCGCAAAGUUGACACUUUUGCUUUUCUUAUGGCUAGUAAUGUUUCUGCUAGUAAAAUGGAAUUCAAACUCAUAUGUGCCGGAUACCCAUAGGCACUUGGAGAUAGACUCAUUGAAUGAGCCGUACGGUGACGCACAGAAUGCAUUGCCAGCUAUUUUACUGGCUGGUUGGGAGAUGGAACAGAAAAAGGAAAAGUCUGACGAUAGUCCCAGUCGGAAGGAUGCAAAAGAAGUGGGUGGUGUUCGCGUAGAGGUAAAUGAUGCUCCCAGCGGAGAGAAGAGGGAUUGGCAUGAUUAUAAGGCCAUGGAGCGUGAUAGUAAGCGCGAGGGCAUAGGGGAGCGCGGCAAGGCAGAGAAACUGGGUUAUGCCACGCACGAAUUGGAAAAAAAAAUGUCAAUCGAAAACGGCUUCAAUGCGUUACUCUCGGACUCAAUAUCGGUAAAUCGAUCAGUGCCUGAUAUUCGACAAAAGGGUUGUCACAGCAAGCUGUAUUUCAGUAAGCUGCCAACCGUGAGCAUCAUUUUAACUUUCUGGAACGAGUACAUGAGCGUUCUGAAACGCUCUAUUCAUAGUUUAAUUAAUCGAUCGCCGCCUGAGUUGAUUAAGGAGAUUAUACUGGUGGACGAUGGCAGCCAUCGUGACUAUCUUCGCAAGCCCUUGGAGGAUUAUAUAGCCAAGCACUUUAAGAAUGUGCGUAUUAUUCGAUUACCCCGUCGCAUUGGCCCGAUUGGAGCACGCUCUGCGGGUGCUCAUAAUGCCACCGCAGAAGUUCUAAUUUUUGUGAACUCUCGCAUCGAGACCAAUUAUAAUUGGUUGCCACCAUUGCUGGAACCCAUUGCAUUAAAUAAGCGUACCGCAGUGUGCCCAUUAAUUGACAAUAUAGAUCACACUACAUUUCAAUAUCGAGCCAAGGAUGAGGGAAAACGUGGUGGCUUUAAUUGGUUUUUCAGCUACAUACGUUUACCGCUGCUGCCCGAAGACCACAAACAUCCAACAGAGCCUUUCAAGAGUCCUAUAAUGGUGGGUGGAGUGUUCGCAAUAUCGUCGGUUUUCUUUUGGGAGUUGGGCGGCUACGAUGAGGGUCUACAAAUGGAAGGUGGUGAGCAAUUUGAGUUAAGUUUCAAGAUAUGGAUGUGUGGAGGUGAGAUGUACGAUGCUCCGUGCUCACGUGUGGGACAGAUCUAUCAAGGAUCUCUGAAUCACACUGCGGCUCUGCUCAAGAAUUAUAAACGUGUAGCCGAAGUGUGGAUGGACGAUUACAAAAAGUAUUUGUAUCAGCGUCGCUAUGCUGAAUUCGAUAAUAUUGAUCCCGGGGAUCUUACUAAACAGAUAGCAUUGCGAUACAAGCUGCGGUGCAAGUCUUUCAAGUGGUUUAUGGAAAAUGUAGCCAGUGAUGUUGUUCGGGAAUUUCCGCCCACUGAGCCGCCUGAUUAUGCCAAUGGCGCCAUACAAAAUUUGGGUAAUCCUGAUUACUGCGUGGACACUCUUCAACGCAAGGCCAAUAAUCAUAUUGGUGUAUAUCCCUGUGCCGAAAACCUGGUGCGUCCUCAGCGUACGCAAUUCUGGACUCUAAGCUGGUACCGAGACUUGCGCAUACGUAACGAAAAGAACUGCAUGGAUGUCCAGGUAUGGCAUAGCAAUGCACCGGUUUGGCUAUGGAAGUGCCACGAAAAGGGCGGUAAUCAGUAUUGGUCUUAUGAUUACAAGCUCAAGAUAUUGAAGCACGGCAGGGAGGGCAAGCGUUGUCUCGAGAUGUUGCCGCAGAACAUGGAGCUGGUCGUCAAUGUGUGCAAUGCUACAAAUAGGUAUAUGCUCUGGAAUUUCGGCUAUGCCAAUCACACGGCACUGCUGAACUACAAGUAAAAUAAGAACAUUGCUUUGUAGCUGUCAUUUGAUGUUCUUUAGUUCCCACAGUACUGAAGUACUGAGAUAAAACUUUUUAUCAUGGGCACCCUCAAAUGUGGGUUCCUCCGCUAACUUAUUUGUGCCGUAAUUAAUUAAAAAUAAAUGCUAUUAAAGCUGCAAUUCGUAAAUAUCGUAA